This is a messenger RNA of Hemicordylus capensis (graceful crag lizard), 7060 nucleotides long. RefSeq names its product tyrosine kinase with immunoglobulin like and EGF like domains 1 (gene TIE1). The coding region runs from base 1067 to 4609 and encodes 1180 amino acids. Gene Ontology annotation, biological process: protein phosphorylation; cell surface receptor protein tyrosine kinase signaling pathway; positive regulation of kinase activity. The transcript has 23 exons. NCBI's taxonomy places the organism in Eukaryota, Metazoa, Chordata, Lepidosauria, Squamata, Cordylidae. The record is from RefSeq and is a predicted model, not a curated record. Gene Ontology annotation, molecular function: transmembrane receptor protein tyrosine kinase activity; protein binding; ATP binding. Gene Ontology annotation, cellular component: signaling receptor complex.
GGGGUGGGGGGACCCUGAGAGUCAUGAUCUGAGGGUGCUGGACAUUUUGUGAAUGGCAUGUGUGCAGAUCCCCACUAGUCACAUGGGGUCCGUCUGCACCAAUCCUUGUGUUGAUUGAUCCCUACUAGCCCAAACAGCAGACCAAUGUCUAUCAAGCACAGUUUGAGGGGUACAGCACAGCUGUUGCUCCCAAACCCUGGACUUCUUGGUUUCUGUCACACAAAGAACUUCCCCUUCUGCUUUCUGGUUUAGUUCCGAACCAGCUGUGAAGGAAGCCACUGUCUGGCAAAGAGCAGGCAAAAGCAUACCAAGAGGAGCCAACUUCUCUGAAAGAGGGAGCUGGAGACAGACAAGGAACAAUGGGUGGAGAGCAGGAAAUGCUGUAUGGGAAACAGGAUUUCAUGUCAUUGCUGUGCUGUCUGUGAGGGCCUCCAGACAUUCCUCCCACUUCACUCCCGCCCUGGCUGAACCCCAGCCAAGAAAGCGCUUCCCACCCAGUCCCAGCUCAUGCUGUGUCCAAUCCAUACCAACCUGCAAUCAGUUCCUGCACUGCCCAGCAGCAGUUUUCUUUUGUGCCCACGCUGAUGUUCUCCAGUUGAACUUCCGAGUGAGAAGGAAAGGAGCAGGUGGAAGGACUUUUACAGUGCCAGUCUGGAGCAACUGGACAUCCUGGGACAGAAACCCCACACUUCUAGCUGGCUAGAGUGGAACUGCUUCUCCUUGAAACUCCAGAGGAUGUUAACUACACCAACCAUUUUCAUAAUUCCAGGCUAUCUCUCUUACUAAAGCCCGGAUAACACAUCCACGGUAUUCUCUGAAGGAACAGGGCAGCCAGACGGAGAGCACUUCCUCUUAAAUUGGAGGAUCAGGGACUUUUUUCUCUCUUGAUCUGGGGUGACCUUCCUCUCAGCUAUUUUAGCCCCUGCGAAGCAAUGCAGGGCAAAGGAAUACCAAGCAUGAAGGCUGCAUCCUGCAAAUGAAAAAUAGCACACACAUCUCCGAUUGUCUUUUCCUCUUCUGGAUCAGUGAUGUCUGAGAUCUCCUGACCCUGGGCACAUUCAGGAAAAUGGGACUAGGCCGGAUUUGUCUUCUAGCCUUCUUCUCACACAUGACAGGAGCAAUUCUGGAUAUAACCCUGAUGGCCAACGUUAUGAGUCCUUCACACACUAGCUUCUACCUCUCAUGUGUAACAGGUGAACGGAAUGUGAGCCUCCAUAUUGACAGAGACAAUAAAAUUGUGAUGACCCAUCCAAAAUCCAAGUUUCAGAUGUACAAGAACAGGAGCAAUGAGGUGCAGAUGCGGGGCUUCUCCUGGGUAGACCUGGUGGGCAUCAUGUUUUGCUUGGGGCAAACCCAGACGGAGCAAACCAGGGUCGUGUAUGUGCACAACAACAUGAAUGCCAACCUGGUCCCAGAGAAGGUGACACAGACUGUCAGCCUCUCCCAGUCAGCCGAGCUUGUUGCCAAGAUAAAGCAUGAGAAGAACACAGACAUUUUGUGGAAAAGAAAUGGUACCUACUACCAGACCACGGACCGGGGUGAAGUGAGGGAGAACCAGUUUACCCUGGCUCUGCCGUCUGUGAGUGUGGCUGAUGGAGGGAUCUAUAGUGCCACAUUCAUAGGGGACAGCCCCUUGUCCAGUGCUUCCUUCAAGCUGAUCGUGCGAGGUUGUGCAGCCAAGAAAUGGGGUUCUCUCUGUGACAAGGACUGUCCUGACUGCCUGAAUGGAGGCAUCUGCCACCAUGUUGUGGGAGAAUGCAUCUGCCCACCAGGUUUCAUGGGCAUCCGCUGUGAAAAAGCUUGUAAGGAAGGCAGGUUUGGGCGAAACUGCCAGGAGCAGUGCCAUGGGGAGCAGGGCUGCAGGGGUCUGGCCUUCUGCCUGCCUGACCCAUAUGGUUGUUCCUGUGCUGCUGGAUGGAGUGGUUCCCAGUGUGAGUCAGCUUGUCACCGUGGGAAAUAUGGCCCAGACUGUGCCCUGGAGUGUCACUGCCAGAAUGGAGGCACUUGUAACCGGUUCAGUGGGUGCAUCUGCCCAUCUGGUUGGCAUGGGCAGCACUGUGAAAAGUCAGACCGGAUUCCCCAGAUCAUCAACUUGGCCUCCCACCUGGAGUUUAACCUGGGCUCCCAGCCUGUCCUGACGUGCAAGGCAACAGGCAACCCAGCCCCUGUGCACAACAGCAUUGAUCUGCGCAAGGCUGACGGAAUAGUGUUCUCGCCCAACAAAACCAUCAUGGAAAAGGAUGUGACUACCUGUGAGUUUCAAGUGCCACCGCUUGUCCUCUCUGACACUGGCUUCUGGGAAUGCCGAGUCUCCACCACAGGUGGGCAGGACAGUGGCAAAUUCAAGGUCACUGUGAAAGUGCCCCCUGUGCCACUCAACCCUCCCAAACUUCUGGCCAAACAGAGUCGGCAGCUUGUGAUAUCUCCUGUGGAUAGUAUCUCAGGUGAUGGGCCCAUUAUCUCCAUCAAGGUUCUGUACAAGCCCAGUGAUGAUACAUCUCGCUGGUCAUCAAUUGUAGUUGACAAUGCCCAGAACAUCACCCUGAUGAACCUGCGACCUGUCACUGCUUACCUUGUUAAGGUUCAGUUAACACGCCCUGGAGAUGGAGGAGAAGGUGCCACAGGACCACAAGCUGUCAUGGUCACAGAGUGCCAAGAGCCAACAGCCAAGCCUGUGAUUGAAGGUUCAUUUGUUGAGGGGAGGAACACACUGCGGGUGACCUGGAAUUUCCCCAGUAGCAACAGUGUGGCCACUGGGUUCCUUGUCCGGCUCUAUGACUCCGCCAAGAAAGUUGUGCAGCAGGAGAACGUCUCUUCCGUGAUUGUGCAAUCGACCUACCUGACAAACCUGGCAUUCAACAAGGACUACAGCCUGGAAGUGCUGGCCUAUCACUGUGCCAGCCUAGGACCUCCUUCUGACCCCCUCUCGGUCAGGCUCCACAGCAAAGGCCCCUCAUCCCCGCAGUCUCUCUCAGUGGAGCACGUUGCUGAUAGUGCCAUCAGGCUCAGGUGGGAUCCCCCCGAGUACCCCAACGGUGGCAUCACCAAGUACAUUGUGGAGGUGCAACAGCUGGGGGGCGCAAGUGAACCUCAGUGGGUUGACACGGACAACGGCCGGCAGACCUCAAAGAUCAUCAUGGGGCUCAACGCCAGCAUGUCCUACCAGUUCCGGGUGCGAGCCAACUCUCACGUACCAGGCGAGUGGAGCCAGCUUGUGAAAGCUGAGAUACUGGGAGAAGGAGCCCUGAGCCAAGUUCCCACCCUGGAAAGCAAGAACUUGCCCUUAGCCAACCUGGACCAGCAGUUGCUGUUAGCCAUUGUGGGCUCCGUCUGUGUCACCUGCCUAACCAUCCUGUUUGCCCUCCUGGCCCUCUUCCUCAUCAAGAAGAAUUUCUUUCACCGGCGCCGGACAUUCACCUACCAGUCAGGCUCUGUGAGUGAUCUUGCCCUUCACCCACUUCCUCUCUCCACCUCUCCUCUGGCCUUAGCUCCAAAGAGCCUGCUCUCAAAAUCCCUCCCCUUCAUCUUCCACGUGCUAUCAGGCUGCUUACUUGCUUGGUGGGCAGUGCUGCCAACACUCUCUCCACAUAUCCUCUCACAGGGGGAAGAGACCAUUUUGCAGUUCAACUCAGGCACUCUGACCCUGACACGCCGGCCCAAACCACAGCCUGAGCCAAUCAGCUACCCAAUCUUGGAAUGGGAAGACAUCAAAUUUGAGGACAUGAUUGGGGAAGGGAACUUCGGGCAAGUCAUUCGGGCCAUGAUCAAGAAAGACGGCCUGAGAAUGAAUGCGGCUAUCAAAAUGCUCAAAGAAUUUGCUUCUGAGAAUGACCAUCGAGACUUUGCUGGAGAGCUGGAAGUUCUUUGCAAGCUCGGUCAUCACCCUAAUAUCAUCAACUUGCUGGGAGCCUGCGAGAACAAGGGCUACCUGUACAUCGCUAUUGAAUACGCACCAUAUGGGAACUUGCUGGACUUCUUGCGGAAGAGCCGAGUCCUGGAGACAGAUCCUGCCUUUGCCAGGGAGCAUGGAACAGCCUCAACCCUCACAUCCCAGCAGCUCUUGCAGUUUGCUUCUGAUGUGGCCAAAGGCAUGCAGUAUUUGAGUGAGAAACAGUUCAUUCACAGAGACCUGGCUGCCAGGAACAUCCUGGUGGGAGAGAACCUGACUUGCAAGAUUGCUGACUUUGGCCUGUCCCGCGGGGAGGAGGUCUAUGUAAAGAAGACUAUGGGCCGCUUGCCAGUUCGCUGGAUGGCCAUCGAGUCCUUGAAUUACAGCGUGUACACAACCAAGAGUGAUGUGUGGUCGUUUGGGGUCCUCUUAUGGGAAAUUGUCAGCUUGGGAGGGACACCAUACUGUGGCAUGACAUGUGCUGAGCUCUAUGAAAAGCUGCCUCAAGGAUACCGCAUGGAGAAACCCCUCAACUGUGAUGACGAAGUGUAUGAGCUAAUGCGGCAGUGCUGGCGGGACCGGCCAUAUGAACGCCCACCCUUUGCCCAGAUCUCAGUGCAGCUCGUCCGCAUGCUGGAAGCUAGAAAGGCCUAUGUGAACAUGGCUUUGUUUGAGAAUUUCACCUAUGCUGGGAUCGAUGCCACAGCUGAGGAGGCAUGAGGAAAAGAGCACUGUCCACUACCACCCUAAUCUCUCAGCAUAAAUAGAACAAAAAUGAAAUAGGCAGCCUCUGAAACAUAUGCUCCAGGGUCAUACCGCCAUCUUGUCAAACCAACUGUGCUGGCAUAGAGCAUGGCUGCUAUUCCAGAGAACCCUCGUGCCAACUUCUCCUUUCCUGACUACAAGGCAUGAUCAGCACACAGCGUGAAUAAUACCAGGACCCUCGCAAACUAGAAAGAGAUACAGAGAUGGCAUACAGCCAUAAAUUGUCCCCAGAGUUCACCUAUGUCAUAUAUGCCUGAUCAGUAACCCUGUAAGCCAAGUGCUGCCACCUCCACACAAUGACUGCACAAUGCAUGAAAAGCACUCAAGAUACUUAUACAAGCUAGCCUCUAAGAUGGACAGCAUGGGACCAGCACACUAAUGGAUGGACUGGACUGGAUGGGGAGGAGCCUGAGACUGACCCGGAGUGCUCAGAAGAGUGCCUGAUGGGCUAGGAUGGGCCUGCUGGGCAGGAGAUGAGGAAAACCAAGCAAUGUAUGAAAUCUAGAGAGCGAGGCUUAUUCUCCACAUGCAAGGACACAAUACAGCGCUGGGCUUCUGCCCAUUAAGAAGGCACAGUGCGGACAUUAGCCUACAGUAUAAUGUAGAUAACAAUAUGCAGAAAGCAAGAGAACAGAGGAUGCAAAUUUGCUCUCACUCCCUCCUCCAGACUUACUUGUGUGGGACACAACAACUAUUUGAAAAUGGUAGCCAUUCAGAGAGCCAAGGCACUAGUCAGUUGUGUUCAAACAGACUGUUCAUGUGAUCUGCUGCUGUGCUAUUGCUACCAGGAUUAGCUUGUGGUGUUUGCCUUUUUCAAUAGCCACUUCCCUCCAGGCUCUAUCAGAACCCAUUGCUUGUUACUAAGGGUAGUAUCACAAAUAGGUUUGUUCACACAAUCAUCUGAAUCUAGGUUUAAUGUGAAUUACCAACAUUAAAGUGAUUGUGUGAAACUACAGCAAGAUGGUUUAUAGCCCAAGAUUCCACCUUGGCCUGAGUUCAAACGAUCACUUCUGUGCUGGUAACCCACAUUAAACCUGGAUUCAAAUGACUGUGUGAAUAAGCCUUAUGUGUACCCGCCAUACUGUCAUGAAUUGUAACACUCCUGAAUGGUCCAAGGUUAUUUCUCCUCCGUCACUUGUCCUUUUUUCACAGCUUUCUCCUCCUGUUUGACCUUAUAUCAGGAGUGGAGCCACCACUGAGUGAACGAGUGUGGGCUGCUGCCAAUCAGGGGCUGCUCCUGAUGCCCCAGUCACACCCCCGGCAUCUGACGUGAGACACAGAGGGUGUAGCUUUGCUUGCAAACGGGGCCAUGUGGCCCCAUUUGCGAGCUAAACCAGUGCUGCGCUCACAGCACGGCCGUGAGUGAUUCUCCCUGCCUUUUAGGCGGGGAGAGCCACUCCGGCCAUGCUGUGAACAUGGCGCUGGCCGAGGAUUUUGCCUGAAAAGAGGGCCAUGAGGUCCCAUUUGCAAGCAAAGCUACAACCCCUGCAUCUGUCAGGUGCAGGGGGCAUGGCUUAUCAUCUGCCAGCUAGGGGUAGGGGUGGCGGGGUGGACCCGGGCUGCCAAUGGCCUCCCUCCGCCCUGCCUUCUAUGCAGGUCAGUGUCCAUGCUGACCUUGACUGAGCUGUUUUGAGGGAGAGAGAGAGAAGUAUUAUUGACACAAAAGCAGCAUUACACUAGAACAUCCAAAGGGUAUGGAUGAGGUUUAUUCCACCAGGCAGAGGGUUUGUUUCACUAGGCAGAAGUGUGGACCAAGCUCACCCAUAGAGGCAGGCACAUAGUGUUCUCAUAAAAUGUAGGAUCUGCAAAGCUUCCCCACAAACUCCAACUGCCAUUGUGAAGGAAUGCCUCCUUCCCAUUAUGUUUUGUGGUUGGUUUUCUUUAUUUUUUCCCCUGUUCCCUCCAGGCUCUGCAGGGGUUAAAAGGUAGCCACCUCUAACAGCCACGUCUGAGGUAAAAGUUGUCUGCGGCAGAGUUUUGGAGGGAAUAUUACAAUAUUUUACGAUUGGCUGUCUCCCGGCAGAGACAGAAAGUUCUGGCACCUGAGGAAAGAAACUUCCUGAUUGGUUAAUAUCGUCCAUUGGAAUUGGAUAAAAGGGAAGGUUGAACAGUAGGAAGAGGGCUGUGGGAGAAGAGUUUUGAAAGAGAGAGAGUGCUGUUCUGUGAGCUGGAACACGGGCAGGGCAGAAUUGAAUCUGCUAGGGAAGGUGGCAGUGAGGGAGCUGGUCCUAGUAGAAUCUGCUAGGCCUUGGGAGAGAAGGCUGGCAAGGUAUUUUGAACUCUGUAUUCAAUUGUAUUUUGAACUCUGUACUCUUGCCAACUGAUCUUCACAUCAUUUGUUCCAGUACUGUGUUUUGAAAUUUUGCAAUCUUUUAUUCUAGUAAAUGUGUUCUUGUUUUUAUACUA